Messenger RNA from Fusarium venenatum, 3813 nucleotides. RefSeq lists its product as uncharacterized. Gene Ontology annotation, biological process: protein autophosphorylation; phosphorelay signal transduction system. The record is from RefSeq and is a predicted model, not a curated record. Gene Ontology annotation, molecular function: histidine phosphotransfer kinase activity; protein binding; phosphorelay sensor kinase activity. NCBI's taxonomy places the organism in Eukaryota, Fungi, Ascomycota, Sordariomycetes, Hypocreales, Nectriaceae. Gene Ontology annotation, cellular component: plasma membrane.
AUGUCAAGCUCUGCAGAGCUGCAACGCGAACGCGAGGUGCAGAGUUACUUCCAGAGCUGGCAAAUAGCACAAGGCUCUUCUCUCAAAGUCGCUCGAAAUGUCGAUGGAAUCUCUGCGCCCUCCCAAAUCAAUGACGCAAAUGCGCCUCAGCCUUCAUCCGACAAGGCACUCUCUGCCUUUGCCCAACUGGCUGUAUUCCGACUCAACGUGAAGCGUGCUAUGGUCUCGCUCAUCGAUACGAACAACCAGUACAUCCUCGCUGAAGCCACGCGCAAUUUGCGACUGGGAACAUUGGCAGACAAUCCUACCGACAAGACACAAACCUCCAGCAUUUCCGAUUACAACAGUGAACUGUGGUUAGGAACAUCGAUCCUCUCCCGCCCAGAUGCCGUUUGCGAACAUUGUUUAAACAACUCCUGUACCGGUCGUGACCCAGAUGGAACGACAUACACAGCCUCUGGUCUAAUCGUACCCGACUGCCGCCUCGACGAUCGUUUCAAGUCCCGAGUAUACGUCCAGUCCGAACCGGGAGUGCGCUUCUACGCCGGCGUGCCCAUCUUUUCGAGGAAGGGUUACAAGAUCGGAGCAUACGCCGUAUCGGACGAACGACCGCGCGAUGGCUUGACCGUAGAAGACGUCAAGUUUAUGCAGAGCGUUGCGCAAGCGAUUACUGAGCAUCUCGAAUGGGCGCGUGAUCGUGUUGACAGGUUCAAAGGUGAACGCAUCGUUCGUGGUUUGGCUACUUUUAUUGAAGGAUGUUCGAGCGACGAUCCCGUCCUGUCAAAGAAUGAACAACCUCAACGCCCUUCGAUCAAGCGACCACCAGGCAUGUCAAUUUCAGCCACGCGACGAUCGUCACUCCACAACAAUAUGCGCAAAGUCGACCCUGACUCUACCAGGAAGUCACAGAAAGAGACAUCGCCAUCCCGCAAGACCAAGCCGAAAACGGACGGCUUAUCCAGGAUGUAUCAUCGAGCAGCCGACAACUUGCGAUCCUCAAUAUUGGCGGACGGUGUUGUUCUCUUUGGCGCCACAGCCUCCAACAUCCAACAUAUGAGCAAAACCGUUCAAGUGGAGCACAACGAUAACACGAGUUCUGAAGACUCGCCGACACGGGUCGCGGCGGAGCCUGAUGGUUUCAGUACAGAAAGCUCCGACUCUGAAGCAUCACCAACCUCUAGGCCAUGUAAGUUGCUUGCCUAUUCGCUUGCUGACAAGGCUCAGCCUUUGGAUCUCGAGACAGGCCCGUCUUUCUCAAUUGGAACUCUAGAAAAAUAUUUCUCUCGUUUCCCCAAAGGAAAAGCUUUCACAUUUACAGAGGAAGGGGCCGGUCUCUCUUCCGAUGAUGAUAGUGCGAGCGAUGCGAGUUCCGUCCCGACAGCCGGAAGGCACAAACGCCACAAGAAUAAGAGCAAGGACACGAUGGACCACAAGGAGUUGCUCAAGAAGAUACCCGGAGCCAAGUCUAUUGUCUUUCUUCCCCUCUUUGACUACGUCGAGGAUAAACUAAUGGGUGGGUGCUUCCUUUGGACAUCAGCGCCGGGCCGCAUGAUGAACUUGGAUGAAGACUUAUCCUACCUUCGCGCCUUUGGUAACAGCAUCACGAGUCAAGUCGGGCGCAUUAAUACCAGGAAGAAUGAAGCGGCAAAAACUACGUUUAUUGCGAGCAUGAGUCACGAAUUACGAAGUCCUUUGCACGGUAUUUUGGGUGCCGCCGAGUUUCUCAAGGACGCCGUGUCCGAUUCAUACGAAGUCGGCCUAGUCAACUCAAUUGCGACCUGUGGAAAGACACUUCUCGACACGCUGAACCACGUGCUCGACUUUAGCAAGAUAAAUAACCUUGGAAGCGGGCAAACGAGGAAGGGAAAGCACGCCAAGAUUAUUAGCUUAUCGUCGGAUUCAAUGGAAAGCUUGAAUAUGACUGCGGCGGUAGACCUAUCCGUCCUUGUCGAGGAGGUUGUUGAUGCUGUUGCCACCGGUCACAAUUUCAAGAAACUCCCCAAAAAAUCGGCAAAUCCCGGAGGCGAAGCGAUGGCAGGGGCAGCAGAACAAGGGGCCGAUGGCCUUGGAACCGAGCAUCCCGUAUCAAUUCUUUUGGAUAUCACCCCGAGAACAUCUUGGAUGGUCAGAACGCAACCUGGUGCCCUUCGAAGAAUUGUUAUGAAUCUGUUCGCCAACGCUCUGAAAUAUACUGCAGAAGGAUUCGUCUGCGUUUCCGUACGAGCCCAAGAUAUUAGUGACGACUCAAGGAUUGACGUCAUGAUCCGGGUUACUGAUACCGGGAAAGGCAUGUCCGAAGAAUUCCAACAGAACCGACUUUUUGUUCCCUUCAGCCAGGAAGACUCCUUCCAGCCCGGUACUGGCUUAGGAUUGAGUAUCGUCAAGCAGAUUGUGGAUUCGCUUGGAGGAGCUCUCGAGGUCAAGUCAGAACAGGGCAGAGGUACCGAGAUUGAAGUCCGGCUGCGUCUGGACCCUGUUCCCGAAGAAGGAUCCAAGUCAGAAAAGCCUAUGGACACGAUGAAGCAAAAGCUCCAAGGACAGUCCUUGGUACUCUUGGAAGCAAGUGGAGAAUUCAAAUCGGAUAUUAUCACCAAACAAGUCGAGGUGCGCAAUGAGGCCUUGAUUGAGAUCUUUUCAAGCUGGUUCAACAUGAAGGCGGCGAGAGAAUUCGACACCAACCCCCCAGAAGCCGACUUUUACCUGUACUGCGAGCCACCGUCCGCCAAAACACUGGAAAAGCGCUUCCAAGAAACAUUAAGGGAGGGUCCAAGGAAUAAGAAGACGCCCAUCAUCAUCAUCAGCUUGAACGAGGAGGAGGCGGCAAAGAUAUCGAGAGCUCAGACAACAGCCUUGGCCAAGUUGUCAAAUGUGGUUGAAGUAAUUCCACAACCAUGCGGUCCUAGAAAACUUGCACAAGUGUUUAACCGAUGCUUGCAAAGGAUCAAUGAAGCGAAUGAUGACAAAUAUGAUGGCGAUCUAGUCCACAGUGCUCACACCGAUAACAAGAAAAGAGGUAGACAUGGAACUCUGAAAGGGAGAGACGUGGCAGAGCGUAUGAACUCGACGUUGCACCGAGACGAGAACAGCGAGUCAGAUCAUGCGCAUACAACUACGACACCGCUCCCUGAAGAUGAGCAAAACCAGUCGGAAUCCAAAGAGGAUGGCUACGUAGGCGAGAAGAAGAGUCAAAAGGAUCAACAACAGAAGCAAACAAAAAAUCACAAUAACGACAGCAAAAAGGACGGGCCGAGGAACAAUCACAAGAAGGAAGAGAAGAAGAUGGGAAACAACGCUCGCGAACAGCAGGAAUACGGCCAACCGGAUGGUCAAAAGCAGGACGGCGACAUCGAGCAGAAUGACAAGCCAGCAAGGGAGUCACAAAAACCAAACAAAGCAGAAAUGCCCAACACGGCUCACGUGCUGCUAGUUGACGACAACAAGAUCAACCUCAACCUGUUGACCAUGUUCAUGAAGAAGUGCGGUUUCACCUACGAGGAAGCCGAGAACGGAGAAGAGGCAGUCGAAACGUUUACGAAAUCAACCAUAGGGGAUGGCGAAACUCGAGGCCCCAUCAAGAAGCAUUUUGAUUACAUCCUCAUGGAUAUCAGCAUGCCCGUCAUGAACGGCAUCGAGGCGACAAAAAGGAUCCGGAAGAUCGAGGCGAAAUACAAAGUUCCUCGGACGACGGUGUUUGCGUUGACGGGUCUGGCGAGCGCUGAUGCAAGGCUUGAUGCGAUAUCUGCGGGAGUGGAUUUGUUUCUGCCGAAGCCUGUCAAGUUUGCUGAGCUCAAGACUAUGAUUGAAAAUAACUAG